Messenger RNA from Magallana angulata, 4747 nucleotides. Its product is annotated as very low-density lipoprotein receptor-like. The transcript has 17 exons. The coding region runs from base 95 to 2917 and encodes 940 amino acids. The record is from RefSeq and is a predicted model, not a curated record. Gene Ontology annotation, molecular function: calcium ion binding; protein binding. Lineage: Eukaryota; Metazoa; Mollusca; Bivalvia; Ostreida; Ostreidae.
CACUACAUGGUAUCGUGAGGAAAUAUCUUCAGAUCCACUAGGCAUACCUAGUAAUAGUAUUUGUGAAAGACCGUAGGAAAGAAGUGGGCUCAGGAUGAACAUCUUAUUCCACUCUCCGUUGAUUUUUGUUUAUGCUUUAAUAUGCCUGAGCCAUUUUACUUACUCUGAAACAGCCACGGGCCAACCGCUUACUUGUGAGGAAAACCAGUUCAAAUGCAUGCACCGAUGUAUUCCGAUAAGUUGGAGAUGUGACGGAGAUUACGAUUGUGUUGAUGAGGACGACAAAACAGAUGAAGAAAAUUGUCCCUCCCGUACAUGCCCAGAAGAUGAAUUUACCUGUAAAUCUGGUCAUUGUGUACCAAUGAGGUGGACAUGUGACAAAGAAACUGACUGCCUUGAUGGAUCUGAUGAAACUGAUAUUUGUCAAAACAAAUCCUGCACAAUGGACCAGUUCAGUUGUGGCAAUGGAGAAUGUAUUCCAGCCAGCUGGCGAUGUGAUGGCUCCCCAGACUGUGCUAAUGGCCAUGAUGAAAACUGCACCUCUCCUACCUGUGCAAGUGAUGAAUUCAGGUGUGACAAUUCUAAGUGUGUCAACAACAAAUGGCGGUGCGAUGGAGAUGACGAUUGUGGUGACAAAAGCGAUGAGAAAAGUUGUGCCCCUUUAACUUGUACUGCUGAGGAGUUCCAAUGUGCAGACAAGCAGUGCAUUGACCAGCUAUGGUAUUGCGAUGGGGACCCAGAUUGCAACGACCAGAGUGAUGAAUCCAACUGCACAACCUCCAACACUACGAUCUGCUCCUCAGAAACCGAAUGGCAGUGCCGCACUGGUGAGCAAUGUAUCCACAGUUCAUGGAAGUGUGACAAUGAUGAAGAUUGUUUGGAUGGAUCUGAUGAAGUAGACUGUAACCCAACCUGUCGCCCUGAUCAGUUUAAAUGCGAUAGCGGUGACUGCGUUUAUGUCACCCUCAAAUGUGAUGGCUACAUCGAUUGCGUAGAUGGAUCCGAUGAGUCCAACUGCUCCAAAACAGAAAAGUGUCCAAGUAACAAGUUUGAUUGCUAUAACAAUGGAUCUGUGUGUAUUGAACCUACCAAGUUGUGCGACACGAGAAUGGACUGUGACAACUAUGCUGAUGAGGAAAACUCGCUUUGUGAAACCAAUUCGACAACUUCGGGACGAAAAAAGUUUGAUAACGCAUGCAAGUACAAUAAUGGCGGUUGUAUGCAAACAUGCAUUCCCAUCGAUAAAACGAACAGACGAUGCGAGUGUUUGCAUGGCUUCCGAUUGAAUGGCGAUACUGCCUGCGAAGACAUCAACGAGUGUGAUCAGUGGCCACCAGUCUGCUCCCAGAAAUGUGUCAAUGAGAAGGGAUCAUACAAAUGUGAAUGCAUUCCUGGAUACUACCCAGAAAUACUCCCCGAUGGACAACAUAUCUGUAAAGGUGUUGGUGAGAAGGCCUGGCUGCUCUUUGCCAACCGACAUGACAUCAGAAAGCUGGAGGUGGACGGUAUGAUUCUGCAGCCAGUCGUGAGCGACUUGCAAAGUGCCAUCGCUGUUGACUAUGACUACUACAACAAAGUAGUGUACUGGUCGGACAGUCACGAGGAAAAAAUUAUGAAAGCCAAAAUGAAUGAGAAAGGCGAGGUAAAUGGGACUGCAGUACCAGUCAUCAGCACUGGGUUGAAGACUCCCGAUGGAAUUGCUGUGGACUGGAUUCACCACAAUAUUUACUGGACAGAUACUGGCUAUAACACCAUCGAGGUUGCUCCUGCCGAUGGAUCCAUGAAAAAGAUUCUGGUAGACAAAGAUUUGGAUGAACCAAGAUCCAUUGCCGUGGAUCCAAGGAAUGGAUGGUUAUACUUCUCUGACUGGGGCACUCAUCCCAAGAUUGAGCGCAUUGGAAUGGACGGUAACCUAAACAGUAGAACCACUAUUGUGAAAGAUAAUAUUCAGUGGCCCAAUGGCUUGUGCUUAGAUUAUGCCAAUGAAAAGGUCUACUGGAUUGAUGCAAAGCUGAAGAGUAUUUUUGCUGCUGAAUUAGAUGGAAGCAAUGUCAAAAGAAUUCUUCAUAAUGCUGAACAAAUUCUUCAUCCAUUCUCCUUGACUAUUUUUGAGGACUAUGUUUACUGGACAGAUUGGUCAUCAGAGGCAAUUCGUAAGGUGCACAAAUUCACAGGGGAAGAAUACACACAAUUGGCCCUCGGUUUGAGAUCACCAAUGGACAUUAAAGUCUAUCAUGAACAAAGACAGUUGCACAGUCCCAACAAGUGUGGAUUUUCCAAUGGAGGUUGCUCCCAUCUGUGUCUUCCAGCCCCAACAGAAUACAACGCCGCUGGAUAUGCCUGUGCUUGUCCAGACAACAUGGUGCUUAUGAGUGGAAAACAAUGUCGUGAAAGUGCACCAAGACCAACUGAAAGCCCAUUACCAACUCCUUCAUCUAAGACAGAUUCCCCAAAUAAUACAAACAGAAAUUCCUCUAGUUCUCAUGGUGUUACUGAAAGACCAAUGACAUCAGAGAUCCCCAAGAUUCCAGUUGUUACUACCUCAAAGCCUGAAGUCCCAGAGAAACCUGUGGUUACCCCCAAACCUGAGAUAACUACCAAAAGGCAUGGAAUUGCUCCCAUCAGCACAGACAGCCCUUACCAUGUAGUGACGGGUAAAGACAAUAACGAAACGGUCGUCAGGAAACAAACAGAAAGUCCCGUCGGAACUGUGGCUGUCAUUGCUAUUGCUGUGGUGGUGGGCCUAGCAGUUUUGGUUGUCAUUAUUGGUUGUUUCAUUUACCGAAGAUACACAAAGAGGAACAUCAAGAGCAUGAAUUUUGACAAUCCAGUGUAUAGGAAAACGACAGAGGAAACUGUCCGCAUUAACAGAGACUCUGCCUUGGAGCCAUUGAAUGCCGAUCCCAUGGAAGUUUGAUGAUAAAGAAGUGUUGUAGUGACAUUCCAUUGACAAUAGGCUCUAUAUUUUCCUAAAACAAAAUCGUUCAGGAAUUGACAAUAUUGAUUUUAAGAUAUUGAGUGGAAGAUCGGAGAGCUAAACGGCCAGGCCUCAAAUGCGAGUUGUAUCCAUAUCCAAGCUGUGUGGCUACGCGUACCGCAAUACAUUCCAGUAAAGCCUACCGCUGAAUACAACACCCAAGACUGUGCUGGCCGCGCCUUAUCUACUGCCGUGGUCUAUGGAGCAGUAUAAAACUCUAUACCGAUGGACCCUAACCCCCACCCCCCUCUACUCUCUCAUUUUCUCAUUUUACUUCAAGAAUACUCUUAUUUUGAAUUCUGAGUAGAAGCAAUCUCUUGUAUUUCUCUACAUUGUUUUUAUUUACACCACGAUUUAGAAUGUUACUGCAUUUAAAAUAGAUUUGCAAUUAUUGAAAAAUACUUAUUUGUGCAUAAUGGAGAACAAAGAAUCUGCAUUUAUUUUGAAAUUUAUAGAGUUCAAUCUUUUUUUUUUCUUUUUCUAUUUUUAUUCCUUUUGUGUGAAUGUUAAGUAAAUGUAAUGGAUGAAUUGUAUACUGUAUGACACAAGUGAGGGUAAGAGAGCCCAGUAUGUAUUCAGACUGUUUUGUUUAUGUUUUUGUUAUUUAUUUUAGUUAAACAUGUUAAUGCUAAUUUAAGCUUUGUUCACAUGUAGAUGGAAUGGAUUUAGAUAGAAUGUUGUGUAAGAUAGAAAUAGAGACACAGAAGGUACCUAGCUGUGCUUGUAUAUAAGAUUUUGUUCAUUGUAUGGAGAGUCAUUCACCCAGAUAUCAUUAGUUUCAUGUGUGUAUGGUAUAAUAGAUGUCAUUUUAUUGCCAAUCAUUCGUAUGACUGAAGAUGUAUAUUUCAUGUAUUUAUUGAAAUUGGAUUCAAUUGCAAAGAAAUUCACAUUCUGUUGUGCCCUGGGAUAUUUACAUGCACCUCGUACCAAUCCUUUUAAAUUUCCAUGCAGUAAUGUAUUUGUAGUGUCUAAUAUCUCUACUAAAAUUUAAAUGGAGUCUUAGAUGACACAGAAUGUCAAAGUGUUAAAUCUGCAUAGCCUACAAUGAGGUUUUAGUUAGUCCCGUUACUGUUUUAAUGCAGACCCAAGGCACAAUGGCUUGUGUAAUGUAGCUUUAUGUGAUAUAUUUCAGUGCUAGUUUUGGGAGACUUCCUAGUGAUAAAAUGUUUGUACAUUGUAGUUUGUAAAUAUGUACAUGUUUAGCAUUGGAUAAGUUUAUGUUUUUAUAACUGUGUAAUGCUAUAGUGUAAAAACGUCCGUUCUACUCAAGCAAAAACUUUAAACAGUGAAAUAUUACCUUGUGUAAAGCUUUAGAAUAUUGAGACACGUAGUUAGGAAACCUUGAAGGUUACUUGACACUGCCUACCGGCUUUUUAAAAUUAUUCAAGCGCAUUUUGAAAUCUCGCAUCGUUUGACUUAAUUUUGUGUUCAUAACUAUUUUUAGGCACUAUUUUAAACUGGUUUUUCUAUCAUUUAUUUGUUAUUAUUUAGAGAUAUUCAAAAAUUCACAAAUUGUAUUGAUUUGCUAUUUAAUUUAGAAUGAUGAAAAUGAAUGGUCAUCAAAACAUUCCAGUGCAAGUCGCUUUAAUGUUUAUCUGUAGGUGAAUCAUGUUUCUACUGUUUAACAAUUUGAUUUUUUGUGCCAAAUUUGUGUGCAUGUAUAUAGUUCUUGUUUGUAAAUCUUUUGCUUGAAUGUGAAGAAUGAUUCAUGUUGUUCAUUGUUUUGGCACGAAGUGCUUUUUGGAGAAUAAAAUGUAUGAAAACUUGAAA